AUGUCCCAACGGAUUUCAUCCUACACGGUGGGACAGCGGCCUCGACGGCAGUACAUUAACAAGGCGACGGAGUUUUUCUUUCGCGAGCUAGAUAAGGGGUUGGCCUCGCCUUACGUCGUGCUGUCAACCGGGGUGUUGCUGGCCCUGGUUGGGUGGAAGAUGAUGGUGUACUACGUGGAGCCCAACCGGCAGCAAAACGCGGUCUGGCGGCUACCACAGUUGCGUAUGCAGCUGAGUGACGCCCACAACGUCUUCUGGGUCGUUGACAAUGGAGGGAACGCCUGGAACGGCGUCCCCACCGGCGCCACCUUGCGGAGACAAUGA
Messenger RNA from Trypanosoma rangeli, 324 nucleotides. RefSeq lists its product as uncharacterized. The record is from RefSeq and is a predicted model, not a curated record. The transcript has a single exon. Bases 1 to 324 code for a protein of 107 amino acids. Lineage: Eukaryota; Euglenozoa; Kinetoplastea; Trypanosomatida; Trypanosomatidae.